Messenger RNA from Lactuca virosa, 1486 nucleotides. The record is from the annotation of a GenBank genome assembly. Lineage: Eukaryota; Viridiplantae; Streptophyta; Magnoliopsida; Asterales; Asteraceae.
AAUUAGGAUUAGUGAUGGAUCAAUGCCAUUUUAAUGUGAAAAUGAGACACGGAGUAGAGAUGCCCUAAGGCCUAAGCUGACAAGCAAAUCCCAAACACCCUAAAUAGCAACUCCUUUACAUCUCCAUCCCAGUAAACCUCUGCUAAACCCUAGUGCCACGAUGAGAUUUAGCUGUCACCUCUCAAGCUAACUACAAAUUGGAGCGUUAUCGACGCCAAUUUCUAACACUUCAUUUCUCAAUCUAUGCUUGAUAUAGGAUCCCAAAUAAAGAGGAAUGUCAAUAAUUACACAAUCCAAACGAAUUUCCUCCAAAGUAUUGAAUUUGAAGAGCAACAAGAAUAUUCAUUUUCCACAUCAUCAUCAACUCCACCUGAAACUGCAGCAGCAGCCACCACAGGUGGUGGUGGACAAGGACAACCAUGGAGUUUUCUCAAGUUUUCUUUGGUUGCAGCGGUUACUGGAGGUGUUGCCACUGCUGGUUAUGCCACCUAUGCAUAUAGUUUAGAAGAAGUUUAUGAGAAGACAAAGGGUUUGCGUACAAUGGAAAAAGUUUCUAUAGGUGAUGAUUUGUCUUCAUUUCAGAAAUUUCAAACCAUGCUAAAAUCAACUGCAAUGACAGUUCCUGCUAAAUUAGUUGAGCUUUAUUUGGAGAUGCGUGAAUCUACAGAAGAACAUGUUCGAGGUUUUACAGAACCCUUAUCAGAGAAGCUCCUUCCAGAUUUGCAUCCACAAGAGCAACAUGUAUUCACAUUGGUUUUGGACCUCAAUGAAACUUUACUCUAUUCUGAUUGGAAGCGUGAGAGAGGUUGGAGAACAUUUAAAAGACCAGGAAUCGAUGACUUUUUAGAACAGCUAGCCCAAUUUUAUGAAAUUAUAAUCUAUUCCGAUCAGCAGUCCAUGUAUGUUGAUCCUGUUGUUGAUAGAUUAGAUGGAAACCACUGCAUAAGAUACAGACUAUCAAGGGCUGCAACAAGAUAUCAAGAUGGGAAGCACUAUAGAGAUUUGUCAAAACUUAAUAGAGAUCCUUCAAGAAUUUUGUAUGUGAGUGGUAAUGCUGUUGAGAGUUGCCUUCAACCAGAAAACUGUGUUCCAGUAAAACCAUGGAAAUGUGAAUCUGAUGACACUGCAUUAGUGGAUCUUAUUCCAUUUCUUGAAUAUGUUGCACGAAAUAGGCCUGGUGAUAUUCGACAUGUUCUUGCUUCAUACAAUGGAAAUGAUAUAGCUAAAGAGUUCAUUGAACGUUCUAAAGAAUAUCAGAGGAGAAUGCAGGAGCAGAAGCAACCAGGUCGACUGUGGAGACGCUGAGUAAAAUAUGGAAGUGGAUUUUAGAUUGAGAAUGAUUUUUUAUUCCCAUUUGUAACAAUAUCAUUCAUGUAAGAAUAAAACGACUUUUAUGUUUUGAGACAAAAUUGCAAAAAUGGUCCCUGUGGUUUGUUAAUUUCUGUGGGAAAGGUCCAAAAAAAAGUUUAUUAGCAAAAAAGGUCCC